GGGACAGGCGUCCCGCGCUUGCCUCCUGGCUGGCCUGGCCGCCUCCCGCAGGCAGCUGCUCGGUCCUUCCCUGGGAGCGCAUGCAUCCCUGCGCCCUGCCACGGAUCGCAUGACCAGAGACUCCCCGAAGAAGCCCUGACUCCCCAGGGUCCGGCAUACAUCCGGCGGCGAUGAACGCGAGCGCCACCUCGCUCAACGAGUCCCAGGUGGUGGCGGUGGCAGCCGAGGGGACGGCGGCGGCGGCCAGGGCCCCGGACCCAAGCGACUGGGGACCUCCUGCGGCGGCCGCGCUGGGCGGCGGCGGCGGAGCCAACGGGUCCCUGGAGCUGUCAUCGCAGCUGCCCGCAGGGCCGUCGGGACUUGUGCAGUCGACGGUCAACCCGUGGGACGUGCUGCUGUGCGUGUCGGGGACGGUGAUCGCGGGCGAAAACGCGCUGGUGGUGGCUCUCAUCGCGUCCACUCCCGCGCUGCGCACGCCCAUGUUCGUGCUCGUGGGGAGCUUGGCCACCGCCGACCUGCUGGCGGGCUGCGGCCUCAUCCUGCACUUCGUGUUCCAGUACGUGGUGCCCUCGGAGACCGUGAACCUGCUCACCGUGGGCUUCCUGGUGGCCUCGUUCGCCGCCUCGGUCAGCAGCCUGCUGGCCAUCACGGUGGACCGGUACCUGUCCCUCUACAACGCGCUCACUUACUACUCGCGCAGGACCCUGCUGGGCGUGCACCUGUUGCUGGCCGCCGCCUGGACCGUGUCCCUUGGCCUGGGCCUGCUGCCCGUGCUCGGUUGGAACUGCCUGGCUGAGCGCUCGGCCUGCAGCGUGGUGAGGCCGCUGACCCGCAGCCACGUGGCGCUGCUGGCCGCUGCCUUCUUCGCGGUCUUCGGCGUCAUGUUGCACCUGUACGUGCGCAUCUGCCAGGUGGUCUGGCGCCACGCGCACCAGAUCGCCCUGCAGCAGCACUGCCUGGCCCCGCCGCACCUCGCCGCCACCAGGAAGGGCGUGGGGACCCUGGCGGUGGUGCUGGGCACCUUCGGGGCCAGCUGGCUGCCCUUCGCCAUCUACUGCGUGGUGGGAAGCCAUGAGGACCCGGCUGUCUACACCUAUGCGACUCUGCUACCCGCCACCUACAACUCCAUGAUCAAUCCUGUCAUCUAUGCCUUCCGCAACCAGGAGAUCCAGCGCGCCUUGUGGCUACUGUUCUGUGGCUGUUUCCAAUCCAAAGUGCCCUUCCGCUCCAGGUCCCCCAGUGAGGUCUGAAGGGCUUUCACCCUCUGUGUCCCCUCACCGACACCACCACCCCAGCAAGCCAGCCUUUGGUGAGCUUAUUGGUGCCUGCAGAUGAACUCUGAGAGCCCAAUAGUGUGACUAGUGACUUAGAGGGGAUGAGGGGGAAAGAGAGACUAAACCUAAAGUGCAACAAACUCAGAGACAAAGAGGCUUGUUGGCACCUUACAUAUACAGUGUAUACAGGUGUACAUAUAUAUACAAAUAUUUGUAUCUUCUGAAGGUGUUUCAGGAUGUGGAGCUUCCCGUGCUGUGAAAAACUAACAAAAAGAUGUGGUUGCAUACUCAAAUUGUACAUCACAUGUGUCAAGCGAAGACAUUCCAAUGCCGCUUAAUAAUAGCACUUUAUUUUUAGCUGCUGAAAUGCCAAAACAGUGUUGCCAUUUUCAAGGGCAGGAGAAAGGGAGUAAAAAGUGUGUAUUUUUGUUGUAUGUGAUAGAAUAUUUUGCUGAACAUGCAUCAAUAAAUUACAACAUAUUUUGUACACAAAUAAACACAUUACAAAAGAUAAU
This is a messenger RNA of Jaculus jaculus (lesser Egyptian jerboa), 1789 nucleotides long. It is a transcript of the gene Gpr6, whose product is annotated as G protein-coupled receptor 6. NCBI's taxonomy places the organism in Eukaryota, Metazoa, Chordata, Mammalia, Rodentia, Dipodidae. Bases 171 to 1250 code for a protein of 359 amino acids. Gene Ontology annotation, cellular component: membrane. The record is from RefSeq and is a predicted model, not a curated record. Gene Ontology annotation, molecular function: sphingosine-1-phosphate receptor activity. Gene Ontology annotation, biological process: G protein-coupled receptor signaling pathway. The transcript is spliced from 2 exons.